Molecule: messenger RNA, 19343 nt
Organism: Octopus sinensis (East Asian common octopus)
Lineage: Eukaryota; Metazoa; Mollusca; Cephalopoda; Octopoda; Octopodidae
Product: mucin-12-like
Exons: 45
Coding region: 14-19183 (6389 amino acids)
Cellular component (GO): extracellular matrix
Molecular function (GO): protein binding
Source: RefSeq, a predicted model, not a curated record
GUGCAAAUAUGAAAUGUGUCUUUCGAGCGACAUCUUGCCGAUGUGUGUUUCUCUGGAGGCUUAUUCAAGGAAGUGUGCCGAACACGGUCAGAUAAUUAACUGGAGGCAGAACAGGACUUUAAUAAAUAUGUGUGGCUAUGGAUGUGAACCAGAUUCUGGGCUUCAAUAUUUAGAAUGCGCAAGUUCUUGUAAUGGAAAUUGUCGGGAUAAAGAAUUGCAGAAUCCGUCUUGUGAAGAAGAAUGUGUUCCUGGAUGCGCUUGUCCACCAGAUUCAAAUACUGUCUUGAACAACAAUAUGAAAUGUGUCGGCACUGACAAAUGUCCAUGCUAUGACAAACUGAAUGGAAAUAAAAUCUAUGAAGCUGGCUCUAUUAUGAGGCGGAAAUGCACUAAUUGCACCUGUUCAAUGGGAUCCUGGAAUUGUGGCUCAGAAUGCAAAGAAGAGAUCAUCUGCCCCAAGAAUCAGAAAUGGUUGACCGAUGUCAGCAAAUGCCAGUUGACUUGUCUUAACAUUGAUGAGGAUAACCUCUGCCCAAAACAUGCUCUGUUCGAAGGAUGCGGAUGCGAUCCAGGAAUGGUGUUGUCACCAGACGGAACCUGUAUCGCACCAAACCAGUGUCCUUGCUCUUAUAAAGGAAAAUGGUAUAAGCAAAAGGAAAUAAUUAAAAUCGGUUGCACGGAGCUAAAAUGCUAUGAUCGAACUUGGAUAAAAGAAAGAGAAAUUGGUUGUUCGGCCACCUGUUGGGCAUCAGGAGAUCCUCAUUACACUACGUUUGAUGGUAAACACUUCACCUUUAUGGGUUCCUGCGACUAUGUUUUGUCCAAGUCGAAAGACGACACUUUCAUUAUAUCAGCGGAGAACAUCAAGUGUGGGACGUCAGGGGUGACGUGUACGAAGUCUGUGAACAUCAAAAUCUGGAAAACCAAGAUCCAUUUAAUCCAUGGAGGCAACGUGAGUGUGAAUGAUGUUCCGUUGGAGGACAAUGAGUACGACGGUGUCGACAUCAGCAUCUACCCGGCUGGGAUGUUCCUCCAUAUUGCGACGCGGUUCGGUCUGAUCAUUCAGUGGGAUUUCGGGACCAGGGUUUAUCUCCAUUUGAACAAAACAUGGAGAAAUGAAGUGGAAGGACUUUGUGGUAACUACAACGGAGACACGGAAGAUGACUUUGCUUCCCCCGACGGGAUGCUGCUCUCCAAAGCUUCUUCGUUUGGUCAUAGCUGGAGAAUAAAUGACUGCCCCAAAAUUAACCAAGACAAACCCGCAGAUAAAUUCUCCCCAUGUGAGGGCAAUAAACGGCGUUUCUGGGCAGAAGAGUCCUGUUCCAUUAUAAUGGGACCACUUUUCAAAGCAUGCAGAGAAACAAUAUCAGAAGACAAAGCUAGAAUAUACCACAAGGACUGUAUGGACGAUGCUUGUGGCUGUGACAGCGGAGGCGAUUGUGAGUGUCUCUGUACAGCCAUUGCAAAUUUUGUGGAAGAAUGCAACAAAAAUGGUCACCAUGUUAAAUGGAGACACCAACAUUUGUGUCCUAUACAGUGUGAAAAUGGCUUCAAAUACGUUUCUUGUGGUCCUCCUUGCCAAGCAACAUGUCGUAACAUUGGAGACGAACCUGAAAAGUUUUGUGAGUCAACACAUUGUAUUGAGGGUUGCUUCUGUCCAGCAGGCUACGUCCAAGAAGGUAAAUCCUGCAUCCCCGCAUCUGAGUGUAAAUGUUACGAUAAUGGCAAGUACUACCCACCUGGAGCAAAAGUCACAUCGGAAUGUAAAAAUUGUACUUGUUCCAACGGGAAAUUCCAAUGCCUCGUCUCCAAUUGUUCAGCAACGUGCAAAGCAAACGAGACAAAGUGUCAAAAUGGCGACUGUAUUGAUUCCAAGUACAAAUGCGAUGGUCGCAUGGAUUGCAGAGACGGUUCGGAUGAACACAACUGCACGUACCAGUGUAAGGGCAACGAAUUUGUCUGCGGAAGUGGCAAAUGUAUCUCUAAUGAAUUCGUCUGCGAUGGGAUGUUUGAUUGUCUGGACCAAACUGAUGAAAUGGAUUGUCAAAUCAAGUGCAGCGGAAAUGAAUUUGCUUGCGAUAGUGGCCGCUGUAUUCCUGCAAAAUUUUCCUGUGACGGAGAAUUCGAUUGUGGCCCAGGAGACAGGUCUGAUGAAUCCAACUGCGUCGUGAUCAAAUGUAAAAAUCCCAGACAUUUCCGAUGUGGCUCAGGGAAAUGCUUGCCGUUACCUGUUCGAUGUGAUGGCCACGAUGACUGUGGGGAUGGAUCUGAUGAAAUUGACUGCAAUUGCACGUGUUCGGAUAAAGAGUUCACCUGUAAAUCUUGUGAUUGCAUACCUGCACAGAAGUUGUGCGAUGGCGUCCCUGACUGCCCUCAUGAGGAUGAUGAAUUGUGCCGCUGCAACCCUGGAGAGUUCACCUGUUCCAAUGGGGAAUGCAUUGACAACGCGAAGAUAUGCGAUGGGGAACCAGACUGCAACGACACUCUCGAUGAACAGAUUUGUCUAAUAAACAAGACUACACCUUAUCCUUCUGAAUACACUUCGCCCAGAGAAGUAGAAGGAACCACUCUAAUGCCUUUCAUAACAGAACUAUUGAUGACAGAACAGCCAACAGAAUUCCUUCAAACAACAGAAAUAACAACAAAAAUACCGACGAUUGUGGGAACAACACCAAUUACAUCACCGAUACCAGUUAUAUCAACAACGAUACCAGUUAUAUCAACGGUUAUGUCGACGACAGAAGGGAAGGCUUGUGUUGACACCAAUGGUCUGUCAAGCACAACUUAUAUCAAAGACGAAUGGAUACAAACCACGGACAACACCGUCCCAGGAUACCGUUUAAGACCCCUUGGUGCACAGGGGAGACAUGGAGAGGAAGUGUUUGAGAGUUCAGCUCCACUUGUUGUGAUUACUGUCCAACUGAGUGAGAACUACGAUGUGCCUUUGGGCAGUUUACAGCUAAUUGUUCACAAAAAUAUUAAAAGCUUUAUGAUAAUGUUCCGCAAAGUAGAAGCCGAUCAUUAUAAGCCGUUUGGAAAGCAAUUCUCUGCUAAUGAUUCUGUACAUUUCCCAACUGGUUUCCAAGCCCAUCGCAUACAAAUAUUUAUAACUGAUAGAUUUGACGUUGGUAAAAGUGUGACAAUCUUACUGGAUAUCCAUGGCUGUUUCGAACCAGUGUUUCAACUUCCACCAACAGGAAUGACACCAACAGGAAUGACACCAAUAACAACAACACCAUCAACAACACCAACAACAACAACAAUACCAGUUACAUUAACAGCAACACCAAUUGCAUCAAUGAUACCAGUUAUAUCAACGGUUAUGCCGACGACAAAAGAGAAGGCUUGUGUUGACAUCAACGGUCUGUCAAGCACAACUUAUAUCAAAGACGAGUGGAUACAAACCACGGACAACACCGUCCCAGGAUACCGUCUAAGACCCCUUGGUGCACAGGGGAGACAUGGAGAGGAAGUGUUUGAGAGUUCAGCUCCACUUGUUGUGAUUACUGUCCAACUGAGUGAGAACUACGAUGUGUCUUUGGGCAGUUUACAGCUAAUUGUUCACAAAAAUAUCAAAAGCUUUAGGAUAAUGUUCCGCAAAGUAGAAGCUGAUCAUUAUAUGCCAUUUGGAAAGCAAUUCUCUGCUACCGAUUCUGUACAUUUCCCAACUGGUUUCCAAGCCCAUCGCAUACAAAUAUUUAUAACUGAUAGAUUUGACGUUGGUAAAAGUGUGACAAUCUUAUUGGAUAUCCAUGGCUGUUUCGAACCAGUGUUUCAACCGCCACAAACUACUCCAACACCAACAGGAAUGACACCAAUAACAACAACAACAAUAACAACAACACCACCAACAACAACAAUACCAGUUACAUUAACAGCAACACCAAUUGCAUCAACCAUACCAGUUAUAUCAACAACAGGGCAAACUGCUCCAACAGGGACACCAAUUGCAUCAACAACAGAAGGGAAGGCUUGUGUUGACACCAAUGGUCUGUCAAGCACAACUUAUAUCAAAGACGAUUGGAUACAAACCACGGACAACACCGUCCCAGGAUACCGUCUAAGACCCCUUGGUGCACAGGGGAGACAUGGAGAGGAAGUGUUUGAGAGUUCAGCUCUACUUGUUGUGAUUACUGUCCAACUGAGUGAGAAUUAUGACGUGUCUUUGGGCAGUUUACAGCUAAUUGUUCACAAGAAUAUUAAAAGCUUUGUGAUAACGUACAGCAAAGUAGAAGCCGAUCAUUAUAUGCCAUUUGGAAAGCAAUUCUCUGCUACCGAUUCUGUACAUUUCCCAACUGGUUUCCAAGCCCAUCGCAUACAAAUAUUUAUAACUGAUAGAUUUGACGUUGGUAAAAGUGUGACAAUCUUACUGGAUAUCCAUGGCUGUUUCGAACCAGUGUUUCAACUUCCACCAACAGGAAUGACACCAACAGGAAUGACACCAAUAACAACAACAACAACAACAAUAACAACAACACCAUCAUCAACAACAACAAUAACAACAACACCACCAACAACAACAAUACCAGUUACAUUAACAGCAGCACCAAUUGCCUCAACGAUACCAGUUAUAUCAACAACAGGGCAAACUGCUCCAACAGGGACACCGGUUUUGCCGACGACAAAAGAGAAGGCUUGUGUUGACACCAACGGUCUGUCAAGCACAACUUAUAUCAAAGACGAAUGGAUACAAACCACGGACAACACCGUCCCAGGAUACCGUUUAAGACCCCUUGGUGCACAGGGGAGACAUGGAGAGGAAGUGUUCGAGAGUUCAGCUCCACUUGUUGUGAUUACUGUCCAACUGAGUGAGAACUACGAUGUGUCUUUGGGCAGUUUACAGCUAAUUGUUCACAAAAAUAUUAAAAGCUUUAUGAUAACGUACAGCAAAGUAGAAGCCGACCAUUAUAAGCCGUUUGGAAAGCAAUUCUCUGCUACCGAUUCUGUUCAUUUCCCAUCUGGUUUCCAAGCCCAUCGCAUACAAAUAUACAUAACCAAUAGACUUGAUGCUAGUAAAAGUGUGAAACUUUUAUUGGAUAUCCGUGGCUGCUUCGAGCCAUUGUUUCGGUUUACAUCUUCCAGGGCUUUCACUACAAGAGAACUGACCACUCCAGCAAAAGGACAAACAUAUGAAGUCUUUAUACCCACUUCUGAGUUUCCAGCUAAAGGCCACCCGUCUACAGUAUCUCUGCCUACUGUAGCAUCAACGACCGAAGAACUGACCACUCCAACAACAGGUCAUUCAUCUACCAUGUCUACAUCAUCUUCUGGAUCAACAACUGAAGUGAACACCUUAUCUUCUGGACACACAUCUACAGUAUCUGCAAUAUCUUCUGGAUCAACAACUGAAGUGACCACUCCAUCUUCUGGACACACAUCUACUGUGUCUGCAAUAUCUUCUGGGUCUUCAACUACAACUGAAGUGACCACUCCAUCUAUAGGACACACAUCUACAGUAUCUGUACCAUCUUCUGGAUCAACAACUGAAGUGACCACUCCAUCUACUGGACACACAUCUACAGUAUAUGCACCAUCUUCUGGGUCUUCAACUACAACUGAAGUGACCACUCCAUCUAAAGGACACACAUCUACAGUAUCUGUACCAUCUUCUGGAUCAACAACUGAAGUGACCACUCCAUCUACUGGACAUUCAUCUACAGUAUCUGUACCAUCUUCUGGAUCAUCAACUGAAGUGACCACUCCAUCUACUGGCCAUUCAUCUACAGUAUCUGUACCAUCUUCUGGAUCAUCAACUGAAGUGACCACUCCAUCUACUGGACAUUCAUCUACAGUAUCUGUAUCAUCUUCUGGAUCAUCAACUGAAGUGACCACUCCAUCUACUGGACAUUCAUCUACUGUGUCUGCAAUAUCUUCUGGAUCAUCAACUGAAGUGACCACUCCUUCUACUGGACAUUCAUCUACAGUAUCUGUACCAUCUUCUGGAUCAUCAACUGAAGUGACCACUCCAUCUACUGGACAUUCAUCUACAGUAUCUGUAUCAUCUUCUGGAUCAUCAACUGAAGUGACCACUCCAUCUACUGGACAUUCAUCUACUGUGUCUGCAAUAUCUUCUGGAUCAUCAACUGAAGUGACCACUCCUUCUACUGGACAUUCAUCUACAGUAUCUGUACCAUCUUCUGGAUCAUCAACUGAAGUGACCACUCCAUCUACUGGACAUUCAUCUACAGUAUCUGUACCAUCUUCUGGAUCAUCAACUGAAGUGACCAGUCAAUCUUCUGGACAUUCAUCUACAGUAUCUGUACCAUCUUCUGGAUCAUCAACUGAAGUGACCACUCCAUCUAAAGGACAUACAUCUACUGUGUCUGCAAUAUCUUCUGGAUCAUCAACUGAAGUGACCUCUCCAUCUUCUGGACACACAUCUACAGUAUCCGUACCAUCUUCAGGAUCAUCAACUGAAGUGACCACUCCAUCUUCUGGACACACAUCUACAGUAUCUGUACCAUCUUCUGGAUCAACAACUGAAGUGACCACUCAAUCUAAAGGACAUACAUCUACUGUGUCUGCAAUAUCUUCUGGAUCAACAACUGAAGUGACCACUCCAUCUUCUGGACAUGCAUCUACUGUGUCUGCAAUAUCUUCUGGGUCUCCAACUACAACUGAAGUGACCACUCCAGCUAAAGGACAAACCUCUGCAAUUUAUAUACCCACUGCUACGACUACAAUUAGUGCAGAGCAGACCACAGCAUCUGAAGGACAAACUUCCAGAGUUCCUGUGUCUGGUCUUGUUGUAACUCCAACUGAAAAUUUGGAACAGUCCACUCCAGGUAAAGGCCAAACAUCUACAGCAUCUGUACCAUCUUCUGGAUCAACAAUGAAAGGGGAAGUGACCACUCCAGGAAGUGGACAUCCAUCUACCAUGUCGGUACUAUCUUCUGGAUCAACAAUGAAAGGUGAAGUGACCACUCCAGGUAGUGGACAUCCAUCUACCAUGUCACCACCAUCUUCUGGAUCAACAAUGAAAGAAGUGACCACUCCAGGUAGUGGACAUACAUCUACCAUGUCGCCACCAUCUUCUGGAUCAACAACUGAAGGCAGAGUGACCACUCCAGGUAGUGGAAAUCCAUCUACCAUGUCGCCACCAUCUUCUGGAUCAACACUGAAAGGUGAAGUGACAACUCCAGGUAGUGGACAUCCAUCUACCAUGUCGCCACCAUCUUCUGGAUCAACUGAAGUGGGAAUGACCACUCCAUCUAAAGGACAAACAUCUACAGUAUCUAUACCAUAUUCUGGAUCAACAAGAAAGGGUGCGAUGACCACUCCAGCUAGUGGACAUCCAUCUACCAUGUCGGUACCAUCUUCCGGCUCAAUAACUGAAGGCGGAGUGACCACUCCCGCAACAGGACAUUCAUCUACUGUGUCUGUACAAUCUCCUGGCUCUACAAGAAAAGGGGAACUGACCACUCCACCUUUAAAGCAUACGUCCACAAUAUCUGCACAAUCUUCAGAAACUACAACUAACAAGGAAUUGAUCACUCCACCUAAAGGAGAGCCAUCUACUGUGUCUGUAACAUCUUCUGGAUCAACAACUACAAGAGAAAUGAGCACUUCAAACGGAGAAACAUCAACAGCAAAAGAGGAACUGACCACUCCAGCUAAAGGACAAACCUCUGCAAUUUAUAUACCCACUUCGAAGACUACAAUUAGUGCAGAGCAGACCACAGCUUCAGAAAGACAGACUUCCAGAGUUCCUGUGUCUGGUCUUGUUGUAACUCCAACUGAAAAUUUGGAACAGUCCACUCUAGGUAAAGGCCAAACCUCAACAGCAUCUGUACCAUCUUCUGGAUCAACAAUGAAAGGCGAAGUGACCACUCCAGCUAGUGGACAUCCAUCUACCAUGUCGCCACCAUCUUCUGGAUCAACAACUGAAGGUAGAGUGACCACUCCAGGUAGUGGACAUCCAUCUAGCAUGUCUCAACCAUCUUCUGGAUCAACAAUAAAAGGUGAAGUGACCACUCCAGGUAGUGGACAUCCAUCUACCAUGUCGCCCCCAUCUUCUGGAUCAACAGUAAAAGGUGAAGUGACCACUCCAGGUAGUGGACAUCCAUCUACCAUGUCGCCCUCAUCUUCUGGAUCAACAAUAAAAGGUGAAGUGACCACUCCAAGUAGUGGACAUCCAUCUUCUGGAUCAACUGAAGUGAGAAUGACCACUCCAUCUAAAGGACAAACAUCUACAGUAUCUAUACCAUAUUCUGGAUCAACAAGAAAGGGUGCGAUGACCACUCCAGCUAGUGGACAUCCAUCUACCAUGUCGGUACCAUCUUCCGGUUCAAUAACUGAAGGCGGAGUGACCACUCCAGCAACUGGACAUUCAUCUACUGUGUCUGUACAAUCUCCUGGCUCUACAAGAAAAGGGGAACUGACCACUCCACCUUUAGAGCAUACGUCCACAAUAUCUGCAAAAUCUUCAGAAACUACAACUAAGAAGGAAAUGGUCACUCCACCUAAAGGAGAGCCAUCUACUGUGUCUGUAACAUCUUCUGGAUCAACAGCUACAAGAGAAAUGAGCACUUCAAACGGAGAAAUAUCAACAGCAAAAGAGGAACUGACCACUCCAGCUAAAGGACAAACCUCUGCAAUUUAUAUACCCACUUCGAAGACUACAAUUAGUGCAGAGCAGACCACAGCAUCUGAAGGACAAACUUCCAGAGUUCCUGUAUCUGGUCUUGUUGUAACACCAACUGAAAAUUUCGAAUUGACCACUCCAGGUAAAGGCCAAACAUCAACAGCAUCUGUACCAUUUUCUGGAUCAACAGAAAAAGGUGAAAUGACCACUCCAGCUAGUGGACAUCCAUCUACCAUGUCGCCACCAUCUUCUGGAUCAACAGAAAAAGGCGAAGUGACCACUCCAGGUAGUGGAAAUCCAUCUACCAUGUCGCCACCAUCUUCUGGAUCAACAAUAAAAGGUGAAGUGACCACUCCAUCUACAGGGUACAAAUCUACAGUAUCUCUUUUGCCUUCAAGUUCUACUCAUGAAGGACUGACCACUCCAUCAGAAGAGCAUGUAUCUACAAUGUCUACACACACGACACUUUCUAGAAUAGAAGAGGGCGAGACCACCCCUCUGCCAGGUGGUUCAUCCACAGUGCCUCAAGGAAUAAAAAGUACGGUAUCUGUACUUCCCAGUGGAUCUACUGCAGUAAAAUCUUCUACACACCCGGCUGAAGGACAUGUAUCUACAUCAAUGCCAUCAUCCUCUGUUUAUCCUUCUGGUGUUACUGAACGCGAGUUAACCGUUCCAGUCAGUGGUAAGACAAGCACUUUGGCAACAGGGCAUAUAUCUACAAGCUUUGCACCUAAUUCUAAGUCCUCAACCGCUAUUACACGAACAAAACCAAGCACACCAGCUAAAGGAUCCACUUCUACAGAAUCUGCACUGAUUUCAGGAUCUCCAACAACAGGAGAAGCAAUCACUUCAGCAAAAGGACAUUUCUCUACAGGAUCUGCAACUUCUUCAAGAGCUACUACAAAAGAGGGACUGACCACUCCUGCAACAGGACAUUCGUCUACAGUGACUGUACAAUCUUCUGGAACUACAAUGAAAAGGGAAUUGACGACUGCAGGUAAAGGGCACUCAUCCACAGUACCAGUUCAAUCUUCAGGAUCAACAAUAAAAGGCGAAUUGACCACUCUAGCAAAAAUAGGCUCAUCUACAUCAAGUGUGUCAUCUGGUUUAACAACAGAAGGUAAACUGACCAAUCAACCUACGGGACAUUUUUCUACAGAAUCUGAAUAUACUUCAGAAUCAACAACAAGAGGGGAACAAAGCAGUCCACCUGCAGGACAGGCAUCUACAACAUAUGUAAUAUCUUCCAGAUCAUCAACUAAAAUGGGACUGACCACUCCAGCUAAAGGUCAAACCUCUGCAAUUUAUAUACCCACCUCGAAGACUACAAUUGCUGCAGAGCAGACCACAGCAUCUGAAGGACAAACUUCCAGAGUUCCUGUGUCUGGUCUUGUUGUAACUCCAACUGAAAAUUUGGAACAGUCCACUCCUGGUAAAGGCCAAACAUCUACAGCAUCUGUACCAUCUUCUGGAUCAACAAAAAAAGGUGAAGUGACCACUCCAGGUAGUGGACAUCCAUCAACCAUGUCUCCACCACCUUCUGGAUCAACUGAAGUUGGAAUGACCACUCCAUCUAAAGGACAAACAUCUACAGUAUCUGUACCAUCUUCUGGAUCAACACGGAAAGGUGAAGUGACCACUCCAGCUAGUGGACAUCCAUCUACCAUGUCGCACCCAUCUUCUGGAUCAACAAUAAAAGGUGAAGUGACCACUCCAGCUAGUGGACAUCCAUCUACCAGGUCACCACCAUCUUCUGGAUCAACAACUGAAGGCGGAAGGACCACCCCAGGUAGUGGACAUCCAACAACCAUGUCGGCACAAUCUCCUGGAUCAACUGAAGUUGGAAUGACCACUCAAUCUAAAGGACAAACAUCUACAGUAUCUAUACCAUCUUCUGGAUCAACAAUAAAAGGUGAAGUGACCACUCCAGCUAGUGGACAUCCAUCUACCAUGUCGCACCCAUCUUCUGGAUCAACAAUAAAAGGUGAAGUGACCACUCUAGCUAGUGGACAUCCAUCUACCAUGUCGCCACCAUCUUCCAGAUCAACAACUGAAGGCAGAGUGACUACUCCAGGUAGUGGACAUCCGUCAACCAUGUCGCCACCAUCAUCUGGAUCAACAAAGAAACUGACCACUCCACCUUUAGAGCAUACGUCAAAAAUAUCUACACAAUCUUCAGAAACUACAACUAAGAAGGAACUGCUCACUCCACCUAAAGGACAGCCAUCUACUGUGUCUGUAACAUCUUCUGGAUCAACAACCACAAGAGAAAUGAGCACUUCAAACGGAGAAACAUCCUCUGCAUCAACGGCAAAACAGGAACUGACCACUCCAGCUAAAGGACAAACCUCUGCAAUUUAUAUACCCACUACAAAGACUACAAUUAGUGCAGAGCAGACCACAGCAUCUGAAGGACAAACAUCCAGAGUUCCUGUGUCUGGUCUUGUUGUAACACCAACUGAAAAUUUGAAACAGUCCACUCCAGGUAAAGGCCAAACAUCAACAGCAUCUAUAACAUCUUCUGGAUCAACAAUGAAAGGUGAAGUGACCACUCCAGGUAGUGGACAUCCAUCUACCAUGUCACCACCAUCUUCUGGAUCAACAACAAAAGGUGAAAUGACCACUCCAGGUAGUGGACAUUCAUCUACCAUGUCGCCACCAUCUUCAGGAUCAACAAUAAAAGGAGAAAUGACCACUCCAGGUAGUGGACAUCCAUCUACCAUGUCACCACCAUCUUCUGGAUCAACAACAAAAGGUGAAAUGACCACUCCAGGUAGUGGACAUCCAUCUACCAUGUCGCCACCAUCUUCUGGAUCAACUGAAGUGGGAAUGACCACUCCAUCUAAAGGACAAACAUCUACAGUAUCUAUACCAUCUUCUGGAUCAACAAGAAAAAGUGCGAUGACCACUCCAGCUAGUGGACAUCCAUCUACCAUGCCGGUACUAUCUUCCGGUUCAAUAACUGAAGGCGGAGUGACCACUCCAGCUAUAGAGCAUACGUCCACAAUAUCUACACAAUCUUCAGAAACUACAACCAAGAAGGAACUAGUCACCCCGCCUAAAGGACAGCCAUCUACUGUGUCUGUAACAUCUUCUGGAUCAACAACUACAAGAGAAAUGAGCACUUCAAACGGAGAAUCAUCAACAGCAAAGGAGGAAAUGACCACUCCAGCUAAAGGACAAACCUCUGCAAUUUAUAUACCCACUUCUAAGUCUACAAUUAGUGCAGAGCAGACCACAGCAUCUGAAGGACAAACUUCCAGAGUUCCUGUAUCUGGUCUUGUUGUAACUCCAACUGAAAAUUUGGAACAGUCCACUCCAGGUAAAGGCCAAACCUCAACUGCAUCUGUACCAUCUUCUGGAUCAACAAUGAAAGGCGAAGUGACCACUCCAGGUAGUGGACAUCCAACGACCAUGUCGCCACCAGCUUCUGGUUCAACUGAAGUUGGAAUGACCACUCCAUCUAAAGGACAAACAUCUACAGUAUCUGUACCAUCAUCUGGAUCAACAAUGAAAGGCGAAGUGACCACUCCAGGCAGUGGACAUCCAUCUACCAUGUCGCCCCCAUCUUCUGGAUCAACAAAAAAAGGUGAAGUGACCACUCCAGGUAGUGGACAUCCAUCUACCAUGUCGCCCCCAUCUUCUGGAUCAACAAUGAAAGGCGAAGUGACCACUCCAGGUAGUGGACAUCCAUCUACCAUGUCGCCCCCAUCUUCUGGAUCAACAAUAAAAGGUGAAGUGACCACUCCAGCUAGUGGACAUCCAUCUACCAUGUCGCCACCAUCUUCUGGAUCAACUAAAAAAGGUGAAAUGACCACUCCAGGUAUAGAGCAUACGCCCACAGUAUCUGCACAAUCUUCAGAAACUACAACUAAGAAGGAACUGGUCACUCCACCUAAAGGAGAGCCAUCUACUGUGUCUGUAACAUCUUCUGGAUCAACAACUACAAGAGAAAUGAGCACUUCAAACGGAGAAGCAUCCUCUGCAUCAACAGCAAAAGAGGAACUGACCACUCCAGCUAAAGGACAAACCUCUGCAAUUUAUAUACCCACUUCGAAGACUACAAUUAGUGCAGAGCAGACCACAGCAUCUGAAGGACAAACUUCCAGAGUCCCUGUGUCUGGUCUUGUAACACCAACCGAAAAUUUGGAACAAUCCACUCCAGGUAAAGGCCAAACCUCAACGGCAUCUGUACCAUCUUCUGGAUCAACAAUGAAAGGCGAAGUGACCACUCCAGGUAGUGGACAUCCAUCUACCAUGUCACCCCCAUCUUCAGGAUCAACAACUGAAGGCAGAUUGACCACUCCAGGUAGUGGAAAUCCAUCUACCAUGUCGCACCCAUCUUCUGGGUCAACAAUAAAAGGUGAAGUGACCACUCCAGGUAGUGGACAUGCAUCUACCAUGUCGCCACCAUCUUCUGGAUCAACAACUGAAGGCAGAUUGACCACUCCAGGUAGUGGACAGCCAUCUACUGCGUCUGUAACAUCUUCUGGAUCAAUAACUACAAGAGAAAUGAGCACUUCAAACGGAGAAACAUCCUCUGCAUCAACGGCAAAACAGGAACUGACCACUCCAGCUAAAGGACAAACCUCUGCAAUUUAUAUACCCACUACAAAGACUACAAUUAGUGCAGAGCAGACCACAGCAUCUGAAGGACAAACUUCCAGAGUCCCUGUGUCUGGUCUUGUUGUAACUCCAACUGAAAAUUUGGAACAGUCCACUCCAGGUAAAGGCCAAACCUCAACAGCAUCUGUACCAUCUUCUGGAUCAACAAUGAAAGGUGAAGUGACCACUCCAGGAAGUGGACAUCCAUCUACCAUGUCCCCACCAUCUUCUGGAUCAACAAUGAAAGGCGAAGUGACCACUCCAGGUAGUGGACAUCCAUCUACCAUGUCACCACCAUCUUCUGGAUCAACAAUAAAAGGUGAAGUGACCACUCCAGGUAGUGAACAUCCAUCUACCAUGUCACCACCAUCUUCUGGAUCAACAAUGAAAGGCGAAGUGACCACUCCAGGUAGUGGACAUCCAUCUACCAUUUCGGUACCAUCUUCUGGAUCAACAAUAAAAGGUGAGGUGAUCACUCCAGGUAGUGGACAUCCAUCUACCAUGUCACUCCCAUCUUCUGGAUCAACAACUGAAGGCAGAUUGACCACUCCAGGUAGUGGACAUCCAUCUACCAUGUCGCCCCCAUCUUCUGGAUCAACAAUAAAAGGUGAAGUGACAACUCCAGGUAGUGGACAUCCAUCUACCAUGUCACCCCCAUCUUCUGGAUCAACAAUGAAAGGUGAAGUGACAACUCCAGGUAGUGGCAAUCCAUCUACCAUGUCGCCCCCAUCUUCUGGAUCAACAAUAAAAGGUGAAGUGACCACUCCAGGUAGUGGACAUCCAUCUACCAUGUCGGUACUAUCUUCCGGUUCAAUAACUGAAGGCGGAGUGACCACUCCAGCUAUAGAGCAUACGUCCACAGUAUCUGCACAAUCUUCAGAAACUACAACUAAGAAGGAACUGGUCACUCCACCUAAAGGACAGCCAUCUACUGUGUCUGUAACAUCUUCUGGAUCAACAACUACAAGAGAAAUGAGCACUUCAAACGGAGAAGCAUCAACAGCAAAAAAGGGAUUGACCACGCCAGCUAAAGGACAAACCUCUGCAAUUUAUAUACCCACUUCGAAGACUACAAUUAGUGCAGAGCAGACCACAGCAUCUGAAGGACAAACUUCCAGAGUCUCUGUGUCUGGUCUUGUAACACCAGCUGAAAAUUUGGAACAGUCCACUCCAGGUAAAGGCCAAACCUCAACUGCAUCUGUACCAUCUUCUGGAUCAACAAUGAAAGGCGAAGUGACCACUCCAGGUAGUGGAAAUCCAUCUACCAUGUCGCCACCAUCUUCUGGAUCAACAAUGAAAGGUGAAGUGACAUCUCCAGGUAGUGGACAUCCAUCUACCAUGUCGCCACCAUCUUCUGGAUCAACACCUGAAGGCAGAUUGACCACACCAGGUAGUGGACAGCCAUCUACUGUGUCUGUAACAUCUUCUGGAUCAACAACUACAAGAGAAAUGAGCACUUCAAACGGAGAAACUUCAACAGCAAAAGAGGAAAUGACCACUCCAGCUAAAGGACAAACCUCUGCAAUUUAUAUACCCACUUCUAAGACUACAAUUAGUGCAGAGAAGACCACAGCUUCUGAAGGACAAACUUCCAGAGUUCCUGUGUCUGGUCUUGUUGUAACUCCAACUGAAAAUUUGGAACAGUCCACUCCAGGUAAAGGCCAAACCUCAACAGCAUCUGUACCAUCUUCUGGAUCAACAAUGAAAGGCGAAGUGACCACUCCAGGUAGUGGACAUCCAUCUACCAUGUCACCACCAUCUUCUGGAUCAACAAUGAAAGGCGAAGUGACCACUCCAGGUAGUGGACAUCCAUCUACCAUGUCGCCCCCAUCUUCUGGAUCAACAACUGAAGGCAGAGUGACUACUCCAGGUAGUGGAAAUCCAUCUACCAUGUCGCCACCAUCUUCUCGAUCAACAAUGAAAGGUGAAGUGACCACUCCAGGUAGUGGACAUCCAUCUACAGUGUCUGUACCACCUUCUGGAUCAACAAUGAAAGGUGAAGUGACCUCUCCAGCUAGUGGAAAUCCAUCUACCAUGUCGCCACCAUCUUCUGGAUCAACAAUAAAAGGUGAAAUGACCACUCCAGGUAGUGGACAUCCAUCUACCAUGUCGCCACCAUCUUCUGGAUCAACUGAAGGGGGAAUGACCACUCCAUCUAAAGGACAAACAUCUACAGUAUCUAUACCAUAUUCUGGAUCAACAAGAAAGGGUGCGAUGACCACUCCAGCUAGUGGACAUCCAUCUACCAUGUCGGUACUAUCUUCUGGUUCAAUAACCGAAGGCGGAGUGACCACUCCAGCUAUAGAGCAUACGUCCACAAUAUCUACACAAUCUUCAGAAACUACAACUAAGAAGGAACUGGUGACUCCACCUAAAGGACAGCCAUCUACUGUGUCUGUAACAUCUUCUGGAUCAACAACUACAAGAGAAAUGAGCACUUCAAACGGAGAAACAUCAACAGCAAAAGAGGAAAUGACCACUCCAGCUAAAGGACAAACUUCUGCAAUUUAUAUACCCACUUCUAAGACAAUUAGUGCAGAGCAGACCACAGCAUCUGAAGGACAAACUUCCAGAGUUCCUGUAUCUGCUCUUGUUGUAACUCCAACUGAAAAUUUGGAACAGUCCACUCCAGGUAAAGGCCAAACCUCAACAGCAUCUGUACCAUCUUCUGGAUCAACAAUGAAAGGCGAAGUGACCACUCCAGGUAGUGGACAUCCAUCUACCAUGUCGCCACCAUCUUCUGGAUCAACUGAAGUUGGAGUGACCACUCCAUCUAAAGGACAAACAUCUACAGUAUCUGUACCACCUUCUGGAUCAACAAUAAAAGGUGAAGUGACCACUCCAGGUAGUGGUAAUCCAUCUACCAUGUCACCACCAUCUUCUGGAUCAACAAUGAAAGAAGUGACCACUCCAGGUAGUGGACAUCCAUCUACCAUGUCGCCCCCAUCUUCUGGAUUAACAAUAAAAGGUGAAAUGACCACUCCAUCUAAAGGACAAACAUCUACAGUAUCCGUACCAUAUACUGGAUCAACAACGAAAGGUGAAACAACCAGUGCAGCUAAUGCACAAUCUUCAAAGUCUACAGUUGAAGGCCAACUGACCACUCCAGGUAAAGGAACAGAAUCUACACUAUCUGUACCAUCUUCAGGAUCAACAACUAAAGGUGAAAUGACCACACCAGGUACAGGGACUCUAUCUACUGUAUCUACUUUAUCUUCUGGAUCAACUACAAUGGAAAGUAAAGUGACCACUCCAGCUAAAGCACAACCAUCUACAAUGUCUGCGUCUUCUUCUAAACUUACUUUUAGUGAAGAAGAAUCCACAGCACCUGAAGGACAAACUUCAUCAACCUCCACGUCUGUUCGUAGUGUAUCACCAGGUGAAAUUCUGGAACGAAGCACAGUAUCUAAAGGAGGUGUAUCUACAGUAUUUGUACCUACUAAUCAAGGCACAUCAAGUGCUGUCGGUCUGACCACUCCAGCUAAAGGAAAGCCUUCCACUGUUAACAUACCUCCUACCAAAGUUACCGUUAAUGAGAUUAUGACCACUGCAUCUACUUCAGACUUUUGGAGCUUGUGGACGUCUUGGUCUGACUGUUCUGUAAAAUGCGGCGAAGGAAUUCAAAGACGUAACAGGACUUGUAUUUACGUUUCGGAUACGACGGAUGUGCGUGGUUGCCAUGGGAAAAACCUGGAACUGAAAUAUUGCACCAGGAAGGAGUGUGUGUGUAUAUUCACUGCUGAUACAUUCAGGAAAGAAUUUGGUUAUGAUGAUUUCAAUCCCUUCGGCUGGAUUGAAAAAGAUGGGAAACCAGGGAAGACAUCCGAGGAGGAAGUUGUUUAUUUUAACGACAAAAUAGAACAAGGGGUUAUUGUAAAUAUUGACUGCAACAAUUGUACUUGCGCAAAAGGAGAAAUAACUUGCACCAAAACCAGAUGUACAGAAACGGGUUGUAAAUAUGGCGAAUGGACUGACUGGUCAACUUGUUCGAAAACCUGUGACAAUGGAAUCAAGAAACGACAUAGAAUUAAGUCCUUCCACACAGGAUCUGAAUCAUGUACUGAAGCCACAGAGGAAAUAGUCAACUGUAAUAUUAAAGUCUGCACCAAUAACUGGGUCCCAUGGUCACCAUGGAGCGUUUGCAGCACUAAUGUAGCCUGCAUGUCUGGGAAACAAAUCAGAGCAAGGGAAUGUGUCACCGAGAAUGGACAGCUGCCAAGUUCAGGAUGUGACGGAAGUAAAUUACAAAGUAAAAUAUGUGAGAACGACUGCUCAGAAAUUCCUGAAUGUUCCGAAGGGAAAGUGUGGACAGAAUGCAAAACCAAGAAUAGAAACUGUCCUGUCACUUGUGCUGAUGUCCGCUUGCCAAACAGUUGUGUGGAAACGGAAGAAUGCGAACCCGGCUGUCGUUGCCCAGAAGGACAAGUUGAGUACAACAACGAAUGUGUCAAUGCUUCCAGUUGUCCAUGUUUUGAUGAGGAUAGAAACAUCCGAUUGCCAGGGUUCGAAGUUCCCACUUCGAAUGUGUGUCAGAAAUGCAUAUGCCAAGAAAAUGGAAUGAUAGAGUGUACCAAACGAGAACAAUGCUGUGCUUUGCUGCCUUGGAGCUCUUGGAGUGUCUGUCACACUUCUUGUGGAAAAGGAAUCAGGAAAAGAUUCAGAACAAUUGAUGAGAAAAUUUCUUCCGGCUGCAAUUCUACGAACGUGACAGAGGAGGCUGACUGUUUCGUCAUUGAUUGCAUCCCUGAAUGCCGAGUCAAUGAUAAGAACUAUCGAAAUGAUGAAGUGAUCAAUACAACCGAAUGUGAGACGUGCCAUUGUCAAAAUAACAAAGCUCGCUGCAGUAAGAUACCUCUAUCAAUAGUUGAUGGUAACUGGACCGAGUGGAGUGAGUGGUCCGAAUGCAGCUCCAGCUGUUCAAAUGGGAUCCGAAUGAGAGAAAGAACAUGCUCGAAUCCUUUACCGAAAUGUAGUGGUGCCGUUUGUGACGGCGAAAACACACAGCAAGAAUCCUGUAACGGGGAAGUGCCUUGCUGCACCGUGUUAAGUUGGUCAAACUGGACAGAGUGUUCUAAAUCUUGCGACAUGGGUCAAAAGGUCAGAACUAGAGAACUGUUACCAGAAUUUUCAUCUUCCGACUGUUCUGUUGAACUGAAACAGGCAAAGGCAUGUAACACAGAUAAGUGUUUGUCUGAUUGCAAUAUAACACAGUGGUCACCCUGGUCACCUUGCUCUGUAACUUGUGGCCUUGGUAGAAAAGUGAGAGAAAGAAGCAUUAUAGAAAAUCGAAAGGAAGACUGUCCGACCAAUUUAAUGGACACAGAAGAAUGUAACGAAAUGAACUGCAACUGUAAGGAGAAUGAAAUCUGGAAAGAAGAAUACUGUGAACAUUCCUGUUCUAAUAUGUUUGGAAAGUCAACAUGCAAGGUGAAUUCUUGCGCGUGUAAGGAUAAUUUCUAUCGUGCACUGAAUGGAUCGUGUGUUGCUCAAAGCAAAUGCAAAAUUUGUUUUGUUAACGAUGAACCAAAACAGCCAAAGGAUAUUUGGAUAAACCCUGAAGACAACUGCGAAUUAUGCGAGUGUGUGAAUGGAAAAACCCUUUGCCACCGUGUCUGUGAAAUCAAAACAUGUUUACCAGAUGAAGAAUUGUCCUAUGACGUUCCAAACCAAUGCUGUCCAAGAUGCGUGAAAAAACAAUCCCGUUGUACCCUGAAGUCCAAGAUGGAGCACUUGCUCAAUCCUUUGACCGAGUGUAAAUCCGUGGAGAAGAUCAUGUACCAUUAUUGCGAAGGCAAUUGCGGACUCAGUUCCGUGUUACCGUUAUUGAUGAAUGGAAACGAAGGCCCUGGAACUCAGAAAAACUGUACCUGUUGCCAAGGGAAACCAAGCGAACCAAUUCCUGUACAGAUGGUGUGUGGUUCCAAUGAAGUGGAACAAACAGGGUUUUAUGUGAAUAUGAUGAGUUGUAAAUGUCAAGAAUGUUCAGAAAUUUGAACGUCUUACUCCCAAUAUCCCAGAAUGCAUCAGACAAAUAAUAUACGGAAAUGGAAUCAUUUGCCACUACCAGAAAUCAUUUAAUUCAUACUGUUGAUUGUAAAUAAUUGUGAAUAUCUAUAGAAACCAAUCAUUCUUUCAAUAAAAUUUUCCACAACUC